Molecule: messenger RNA, 759 nt
Organism: Scutellospora calospora
Lineage: Eukaryota; Fungi; Glomeromycota; Glomeromycetes; Diversisporales; Gigasporaceae
Source: the annotation of a GenBank genome assembly
AUGUCUUCAUUGCAGAAAAAAGUUCAAACUCUGGUUGACAUAAUUAAAGAAAAUUGCAAGCUUAAAAAUGUCGAUGCUACACGUAGGAAAUUAGAAAAGAUAGUGAAAGACGGUCUUGAAAACUUACAAGUUGUUUGUGAAUUAGAUAAAACAUUAACAAGAGAAGAAAAAACACCCUUCAUGGUUGAAUGGUGGGAAAAGGCUCAUGAACUUUUAAUAAAUCAACAUAUCAAUAAAAACGAUAUAAAAGAUAUGGUAGCAGAAACUCCUGUAGAAAUGAGACCAGGACUGGAUGUAUUAAUUGAAAAAUGCAAGAAUAAUAAUAUACCGUUCUUAAUAUUUUCUGCCGGAAUUGCUAAUGUCAUUGAACAAGUCCUUAUCGCGAAGAACCUUAAUCAUCCUGAUAAUAUGCAUAUUGUCUCUAAUCAAAUGGGGUUUAAUCCUGAAACUGGAAUAUGUGAUCAUUUUGAAGAACCUCUUAUUCACAUUUUCAACAAAAGUGAGAUUAUGAUUAAGAAAAGCCCUUAUUAUGCCACUAUAAAAAAUCGCGGAAAUGUUAUUUUACUGGGCGAUUCUGUUGGUGAUAUACAUAUGGCUGACGGAAUUCAGCACGAGACUUGUUUGACUAUCGGUUUCUUAAAUCAUGAGGUUGAGCAUUUUAUAAAUAUCUAUUUAGAAACUUUCGAUAUUGUUGUGGUCGAUGAUGGACCAAUGAAUAUAGUAAAUAGUAUCAUAGAUGCUUGUUCUAAAGAUUCAUGA